AUCGUUCGCAAGUGACUCGGCUGUAGGUGCUUCGGUUGCGUGUUACUGUAAUCGAAAGAUAAUUUUAUCGGAAGAUUUAUGUAAUAAUAAAAGCAUUUAUGGAAAAUCAAAAGAUUAGAUAAUAUAUAUGUUAAAAAGUCUCUGUUAAUCAUUUAUUGGUUUUUUAGUUAGAAAUCCCGGAACCGAAAGAGUUUUGGUGUAAGAAAAUGGCUUCCAUUGAGAAAAUUGCCCCUAUUGCUGGAGCAAUUCUUCUUCCUCAUGUGGGUGGUAUAACUGCCGCAUUUAUUACUAGAAAAGAAGUGAAAACAUGGUAUGAGACAUUAAGACGUCCAUCAUGGAGACCACCUAACUGGAUGUUUGCUCCAGUCUGGACUAGUUUGUACACUGGCAUGGGAGUAGCCUCAUAUUUAGUAUGGAAAGAUGGUGAUGGUUUUCAAGGUCCAGCAAAGUUACCAUUAAUAUUAUAUGGAACAAACCUUAUUCUUAAUUGGGCAUGGACACCUAUAUUCUUUGGAGCACAUAAAAAGGGAUUGGCUCUUGCUGAAAUACUUGUCCUUUGGGGUACAGUAGGUGCUUGCACUUACACAUUUGCAUCUGUCAAUAAGACUGCUGCCUACCUUAUGGUACCUUAUUGGGCUUGGUUAUCACUGGCUUCAGCACUUACUUACUGCAUAUGGAGAGACAACAAGGAUAAAGAAGAUUAAUGUUGACCUAUAGAUCAAGACCUUUUUGUCACCGACUAUAAUUUGCCAGUGAAUUGAAUUGAAUAGCUUUUAAAAGUGUCCAAUGUAUUAUGUAUGAAUUUUAUUGAAAAAUAAUUUUUACAUACAGUGAUAUUUUUAUACUUAAAAUUUGUCGAUAAAUUCUUGCUUUGUAGUAAAAGGGCGCUUUAGAAAAAGCGUUUUUCGAUGCCUUUACAAUUAGGAAAUACUAAUCUUAAAUUACGUUUUUACUUUUGUAAGAUUUGUAUUGUACAGGAUUUUAUUUUUGUAAUAAUUUUAUACCUAAGAAAAAUACAUUGCUUUUUUUAACAAUGAA
This is a messenger RNA of Stegodyphus dumicola, 1038 nucleotides long. RefSeq names its product Translocator protein (gene Tspo). Gene Ontology annotation, cellular component: mitochondrial outer membrane. NCBI's taxonomy places the organism in Eukaryota, Metazoa, Arthropoda, Arachnida, Araneae, Eresidae. The record is from RefSeq and is a predicted model, not a curated record.